Messenger RNA from Vanessa atalanta (red admiral), 3292 nucleotides. Its product is annotated as zinc finger protein 420-like. Gene Ontology annotation, biological process: regulation of transcription by RNA polymerase II. The coding region runs from base 163 to 2871 and encodes 902 amino acids. Gene Ontology annotation, molecular function: zinc ion binding; RNA polymerase II cis-regulatory region sequence-specific DNA binding; DNA-binding transcription factor activity. The transcript has 19 exons. NCBI's taxonomy places the organism in Eukaryota, Metazoa, Arthropoda, Insecta, Lepidoptera, Nymphalidae. The record is from RefSeq and is a predicted model, not a curated record. Gene Ontology annotation, cellular component: nucleus.
AUGAAGACCAACAAAGGCGAGAAAUUGUACAGAGACGCUUGUGUAUACUAUUUACUCUAUAAACUUUUGCUCUGUAUAAAAUUCUGUCAAAUUCGUUGAAAACUUUGUUUAUAAGUUUUUGAAUAAGAUUUUUUAAUAAAUAAGUAAAUUCCUAUAUGAAAAAUGUGUGAUUUACUCGUGUGCCGAGUUUGUCUCGCUACGGACGACGUUAAAUUGUACAAUAUAUACAAGUAUAAUCUAAUAGAAGCUUAUAAAAACAUAACUGGAGAUCAGUUACUAAAAGCUGAAGAUGGUCUGCCGGAGUUUGUAUGCAGCUAUUGCAGCACAUUGUUGCUCAAGUAUGUGGCGUUCAAGGAGAAAUGUUGCGACACUCGAUCAAUUCUUACGUACGCAUCUCAAAGACAGCUAACAACAAAUGACAUACGUUCUAUCAACCAACAGUAUAAACUACCUUACACUAUAUCAACAAACUACCCAACAAUAAACAUGGAAAACACAGAAUACUCUGAACCGGUUAUAAAGGAAGAGAGCAUUGUCAUCGAAUCCCCCCUAAUAGUGGAGUACGAAACAGAAACAAAGAAGAAGAAAGUUAAGAAGAAAAAAGAGAAAAUCAAUGCCGAUUUGAUAAAGUUUGAGGAUGAGGUCUUCAAUGAUGUCAGUUUUGAAGGUCACGACAGCGAUGUCAAUGAUGAUGCAGAGUUGAAGGAUAUAGAAGUCAAUAUAUUGACUAAGGAGGAACAGCUCCUGGAGAUCGAGGAGAGGAAAACGUCAUCGAAUUACGUUAAUUCAUUCUAUAAGUGCGAUUUUUGUUAUAAAGGUUUUAUAAUGGCCUCGACUUACAGGAACCACAUGACCAAACAUGAUCCAGAGCGAGGAGACUUCGUCUGUGAGGUGUGCAAGUCCCGCUGGACGGACGCGCGCUCGCUCCGCGCGCACGUGCUCAACACGCACGAAAAAAAAUACGUGUGCAAACUGUGCGAGUACGUCUCGAGAAACAUUCACAGGGCAAAGGAACAUUUGAAAUGGCAUAAAGGAUUUAUGUUUGAAUGCAAAAUUUGUGGAGCUCUAUUCGCCAAGUCCACGAGCCAUCUAACCCACAUUCGUCUCCAGCAUCCUUCGAGCCACGCCUGUGAGCUCUGCGGCGAGUCGUUCAUUGGUGAAUUUGGAUUAAGAAUGCAUAAGAAGAAAGUUCAUCAGAACGCCGAGAGCUUAACUUCUCAAUGCGAGCACUGCAGUACGAAGUUUCAUUCCGUUAAGGCGAUGAAGAGACACCUGAAGCUGUCCAAGGAUGAAAUCUGUGAUGCGAAUAUCAGGCCGUGUCAGUAUUGUGGUGAUGGUUUCGAAACGGAGGAUGCGUUGAAACAGCAUUUGAAGGACAACCAUGAAGAUGAGAGCCUGUAUUGUGAAGAGUGCGCGCGCAGCUUCACGAGCGCGCGCUCGCUGUGCGUGCACCGCGAGCGCGUGCACCUGGGCGUCAAGCGCGCCGUGCGCCGCCGCGUGCCCAAGCGCGCGCACGACAGCGCCGUCUGCGAGGUCUGCGGCCUCACCUGCAUCUCCAAGGCCACGCUGAUGUAUCACCAGCGAACGCACACGGGCGAGAAGCCGUACCACUGCACGCAGUGUCCGAAGAAAUUCAGCAUAAUGCAACUGCUACAGAUACACAUACGGACACACACAGGGGAGAGGCCGUUCAAGUGUCAGAACUGCCCAAAGGCUUUCAAGCACAAAGCCGCUCUGAACAGACACAACAGGGUCCACACGGGGGUGAAGCCCUACAGCUGCCCCCAUUGCAAUAAGUCCUUCACACAGUCCAAUUCGAUGAAGUAUCAUAUCAACACCGUACACCUUAAACUACCGGCGCCGUACAGGAACAGGCGGAAUAAACUAGACGUAACGGCAGGUCUCAUCAAACAUUUUGCGUUUGAUAGUCGAAGUAAUCAGUUAGUAAUCUGUGGCGUUACCUUAUUCCCUAUGAGUAAUAUGUUUUAUUGUUCGUUCGUUAGUAUACAUUAUAUUAUCUGUGAAUGUGGCGAUACAUUUCCAACAGAGGAGGCAUUAAAAGAACAUUUAGAAAAAGAGCAUACUCAGAAAGUUGAACUCGAAAGAAAUGAAUACAAGUGCGACACAUGUGAUAAGAUCUUCGCGUCGGAGAAGGCAUGCCUCAUACAUCAGAGAAUACACACGAACCCGAAGAUCAAGAAGGAGCGUGACGCUGCGGAGAGGAGGCGUUAUUACAGUAUAAAGAAUAUCGUCUGUGAAGUCUGUGGCAAGAGAUAUGCAUCGAACGCUGCGCUUCGGUACCACCAGCGGGUGCACACGGGUGAGAGGCCUUACCAGUGCACGGAGUGUCCAAAGAACUUCACAAUGCCUCUGUUUUUGCAAAUACACAUGCGCACGCACACCGGGGAGAGGCCGUACGAGUGCCCGCAGUGUCCGAAAGCGUUCAGUAACAAGGCGGCGCUGCUGCGACACGACCGGGUGCACACCGGCAUUAAACCCUACGAAUGCCCUCAAUGUGGGAAAUUUUUCACACAAUCCAACUCCAUGAAGCUCCACGUGAAAACGGUACACCUCAAGAUGCCGGCGCCCUACAAGAGCAGGAACAGACGAGCCAAACAGACAAACAGACAAGCGAUGAACGUAGAAGUACAAAUUGAGGAAGGUAUCUACCAGCCUCAAGUGAAGACAGAGCUCAAAGAAUAUGAAACUGACGGGGAAAUAUACCAAGGAGAUGUUUAUCAAGAGGUAUACCAAGAUGGAGACAUGUUGUACGAAGAAGUGAAGGUAGAAGGCUCGGAGAUAGCGAUGUACGCAAAUGAUGACGAGCCUGAAGUGUUAUACGAAGAAGUUUAUGAAAUAGAGGAAGUUUAGACAUCAUUUUAAAAAAACAAACAAUGAAACAGAGGCCCCCUGUGUUAAAAGUCUAUUUUAUAACUUGUAAUGGACUUAUUUAUACCAAAAAUGCAUGCAAUAUAAAGGCCCCCUGGGAGAUAUUUCAGGGGGGCCUCGAAGUGAUUCUCAAGAAUGUUAAUCGCAUUAAGUCAAAAUGAAGCUGUUGCUGUUGCCUUAGUAAUUAUAAAAUAUACAUAUACGUGGAAUUAUAGUAGAAGAAUUGAACGAGUUUGACCUUGAGCUGAUAGAAGUCAUCGGUCGAGAUCUUAAAUUAAGUGUUGGUUUUGUGAAGUGACGUGGUAUCAGUGGGAUAGUGGUGUUUUACUAUUAAAGAUGUAUAAAGUCAAGUAUUCAGUGCAUAAUAUAGCAGACCCCAUGUAAUGUGUAAAUUUAUGGUUUG